Messenger RNA from Periophthalmus magnuspinnatus, 2956 nucleotides. RefSeq names its product uridine-cytidine kinase 1-like 1b (gene uckl1b). The transcript is spliced from 16 exons. The record is from RefSeq and is a predicted model, not a curated record. Lineage: Eukaryota; Metazoa; Chordata; Actinopteri; Gobiiformes; Gobiidae. Gene Ontology annotation, molecular function: kinase activity; ATP binding. Bases 211 to 1818 code for a protein of 535 amino acids. Gene Ontology annotation, cellular component: cytoplasm.
UGCCCUUAGUCAGUCAGAGUGUACAAGUCGCCGAGCUGCCUUCUCCUCCCAGCUCUGUCUCUCUUCACACUGACCUGCUGCUCAAUGGAACAGAAAACAAAACUCAUGUUCAAAGUUUCGUUUCUCCCCCAUCCUCUUCCCUCUUCAUAGUCCCCAUAGUGUGCCUACAUAACUGUGGAUGUGUUGCUCCAAAGGGUAUUGCUGCUAAUCAUGAAUUCUCUACCAGCAUACUCCGGUGCUAGAAUAUCAGGUUGUUGGACACUAACAUCUGAUGGCAGUGGAAGUGGUGAGGGGUCACUGGACAGACUGCUCCCCUCCGUGAGCACUGGUCUGUCCCCGAGAAAGAGGACCACGAGCCAGUGUAAGUCAGAGCCCCCCCUGCUGCGAACCUCGAAAAGAACCAUCUACACAGCAGGACGCCCGCCUUGGUACAACGAGCAUGGUACACAGUCCAAAGAGGCCUUUGUCAUUGGUUUGUGUGGUGGGAGCGCUUCAGGAAAAACCACAGUUGCCAGGAAAAUCAUUGAAGCGCUUGAUGUUCCAUGGGUUGUAUUACUUUCAAUGGAUUCAUUUUACAAGGUCUUGUCAAAGGAAGAGCAGAUCCUUGCGGCCAGCAACGAUUACAAUUUUGACCAUCCUGAUGCCUUUGACUUCACUCUGCUAACACACACACUACGCAAACUCAAGAAGGGAAAGAGUGUCAAGAUCCCUGUGUAUGACUUUACUACACACGGGAGACAAAAGGACUGGAAAACAGUAUAUGGAGCCAGUGUUAUCAUCUUCGAGGGAAUCAUGGCCUUUACAGAUAAAGAGCUUUUGCAGCUUUUGGACAUGAAGAUCUUUGUGGACACUGACUCAGACAUAAGGCUGGUACGGCGUCUCAGAAGGGACAUCACAGAAAGAGGCAGAGACAUCGAAGGAGUUAUUAAACAGUACAACAAGUUUGUGAAGCCGGCCUUUGAGCAGUACAUUGAACCGACCAUGAGGCUAGCCGACAUUGUGGUCCCACGAGGUGGUGGCAAUAUGGUUGCUAUUGAUUUAAUCGUGCAGCAUGUUCACAGUCAGCUUGAAGAGAGGAAACUUCGCUGGGAUAUGGCAGCUCUGGCCUCUGCGCACCAGGCCCAGCCCCUCCCCCAGACCCUCAGUGUGCUGGAUAGUACGCCACAAGUGAGGGGCAUGCACACCAUCAUCAGGAACAAAGAAACCAGUCGUGAUGAGUUUAUCUUCUACUCCAAGAGGCUGAUGCGGCUGCUAAUUGAACGAGCACUGUCCUUCCUCCCAUCACAGGUCCAUACAGUCCAGACACCGCAGGGAGAGGAUUAUGAAGGCCGCUCGUUCAAUGGGAAAAGGAUCACAGGUGUGUCGAUUCUGCGGGCCGGGGAGACCAUGGAGCCUGCUCUGAGGGCUGUUUGUAAAGAUGUGCGCAUCGGCAAGAUCCUCAUCCAGACCAACCAGGACACAGGAGAGCCAGAGCUUCACUACCUGCGCCUCCCCAAAGACAUCAGUGAGGACCAUGUGAUCCUGAUGGACUGCACUGUGUCGACUGGGGCCGCUGCCAUGAUGGCUGUACGAGUGCUACUGGACCAUGAUGUUCAGGAGGAUAAGAUCCUGCUUGUGUCUCUGCUGAUGGCGGAGAUGGGAGUGCACUCAGUGGCCUACGCCUUUCCACAGGUCAAGAUCAUCACAACAGCUGUGGACAAGAAAGUCAACGAUCUAUUCCAUAUUAUACCAGGCAUAGGAAACUUUGGGGACCGUUACUUCGGGACAGAUGCACCCCCAGACUGGAGUGACGAGGACAUGGACGAGCCUAGUUAUUGAACAAAGAAACCUUUUUUUAACCAAACUUGACAAAAUACAUUAUACAAAUACAAGACAGAAAAAAGACAUUUUAUUAGAUACAAGGUUUGCUGUGAUUGUAAAACCACGUUAUGUAUAUUGAAUGUUAACUGAAAUUAUAAUAUAUUGUAUUUUACAGGAUUUAUGUUGACUUGAAAAAAAAACAACAUUUUAUCUGAUUAUUUAUAUGUACAGUUUGCUUUUGCGUGUUUUGUUUUUUAAACAGUGACAAUCAUUUAAACUUUGCUAGUUUAUUUUAAAGACCUACCUUGCCUUAAGCCAUGUACUGUGACAGCACUGAAUGUACAUUUGAUUGCACCACAAGUAAAAGAGUUUAUUUUGUACAUUUUUGCACCUGUCUCAACUUUCACUAAAUGGCUGUUGCUUCUAUUGCCACAAGCAUUUUCUCAUGGACCAAUCAAUCGGAAAAUGCGUGGGUGUUUUUGCCUUUUUUUAGCUGCCUCUUCCUUCUGUGGAUGCUGACCUGACUGCAGCUAUGUUUCAUUAUACAGCUUAAGUAUGCACUCAGUUAUGCAGCGACUAAAACAUUUACAUAUUUUCACAAUAGAUAGACCUGAACACAUGACCGGUCCACUGUCGCAUUUGCUGCUGGGAAAAUGGGUCAGCUACAUUUAACAAACACUGAACAAAUUAUUUUCUUGCGGACUUGACAUGGUGAUAUAUAAAUCUAACUUUAGCUUAGUCUGUUCUGUCUGCUCAUAAGGUUUGCACUGUAACCAUUUCUAUUAUUUGCUGUGGUUGCACUCCACUGUUCUCAUGCAGAUUAUCUUGAAAUGUGUAAUUUACCGUAAGAUUAUAUCAUAUUUUGUGCUUGUUGCUUUUUGGCACCAGUAGAAGCAUUGCUCAAGAUCUGUACCGUAGUAUCGUGUUACCUAAAAUAUUUGUUUGAGCAAAGUAUAUUUUUCCACCAAAGUUUGAGUAAAUCUGUCAGCAUGCUCUACAAAAAGUUAAAAGUGUCCUUAAGUUGACUGAGUAAAGGUUUGUAUAGUCUGACUCCAUCAUUUUCAGAUUUUGACAACAGUUGAAUGUUUACUGCUGCUGUUGCGUGUACAGAUAGGAUUUCUAAAAGGAAAAUAAAAGUGCAAUAUUUGGAUUUUAA